GUGAUCCCGGAUAGGCAACAAGGGAGAAACUGGUAUUGACAAGUUCGAUGGUUCCAUAAAAAUGGGCACAGGAUUCAGCGCCCAGGACAUCAUUAGGUGCCAGCUCUGUGAUACACCUGCGCCGAAACUAUACUGUGACCUCUGUCACGUUCACUUAUGCGCUGUAUGUGCCGGGAAACAUCUUUUGGAUGAAUCCAAAGAACAUAAGAUAGUGUCAAUCAAGAACAGAAGUUCUAAUCCUACUUGUCCGAAAUGUCUGACACAUACCUCAAAACAAUGUAAACUCCGCUGUGAAAAAUGUGAAAUUCCUAUUUGUGACCUUUGUGUUUCAUCCAAAACACAUCGUACACAUGACGUAGUUGAACUUUUUGAGUUUUUCAAAAGCAAGAAAGAAGUUAUACAAAAAGAUCUUCAAGAGCUAGAAAAAUCCAUUUAUCCCUUGUAUAAAGAAGUAGAAUCUAAAAUCCCAGUUCAAAAAUCUUAUUUGAUUAAGAAUUCACAAAAAUUAACAGCUACUCUUAAUAAACGUGGGGAAGACAUGCACAGAGAAAUAGACAACAUAAUAUAUAAAAUGAAAUCUGAAAUUUUUGAAUUGGAAGAAAAGUACCUUAAUAUCCUUCAAAAGCAAGAAGAUGAAAUUACACAUAACAUUUCAGAAAUCACUCAGAAAAUUGACAAACUGCGGAAAUUACUGGACUCCAAUGAUAUAUGCCUUGUGUCUAAUUAUAAAUCCAGGCAUUUUGAAUUCAUAAAACUGCCUCCUUUGCUAAACAUAUCUUUACCAACAAUUUCUUCUGCUAAAAUGAACACCGAGGUGCUGCUCGAACAAAUCGGUAAUCUGUCAGCCCCCUACGUGUACAAAAAGAUCUUUAAGAGCUAGAAAAAUCCAUUUAUCCCUUGUAUAAAGAAGUAGAAUCUAAAAUCCCAGUUCAAAAAUCUUAUUUGAUUAAGAAUUCACAAAAAUUAACAGCUACUCUUAAUAAACGUGGGGAAGACAUGCACAGAGAAAUAGACAACAUAAUAUAUAAAAUGAAAUCUGAAAUUUUUGAAUUGGAAGAAAAGUACCUUAAUAUCCUUCAAAAGCAAGAAGAUGAAAUUACACAUAACAUUUCAGAAAUCACUCAGAAAAUUGACAAACUGCGGAAAUUACUGGACUCCAAUGAUAUAUGCCUUGUGUCUAAUUAUAAAUCCAGGCAUUUUGAAUUCAUAAAACUGCCUCCUUUGCUAAACAUAUCUUUACCAACAAUUUCUUCUGCUAAAAUGAACACCGAGGUGCUGCUCGAACAAAUCGGUAAUCUGUCAGCCCCCUACGUGACAAUUCAGGACUGUGUCUACACCACUGAUUUUGGGUUCUCAAGCAAAGAAUUACUUCGUGCACCCCGAAUCAUUGAAUCUGUAUACACAGGAUAUAAAUAUCUAACCACUAUUACCUGUAUGAGUGAUAAACUGAUAUGGGCCAUUGGUAAUGAACACACAAUGAAACUCCACAACCUGCAUGGGCAGCGUCUAGAGUCAAUCAAAACCAAGUCAGGAAACAUGCCAGAAGACAUAACAAUUACAAAGAGUGGGAAUUUAGUUUACACUGAUCCCUGGGAUAGAUCAUUAAAUAUCGUGAAGAAUAAAACGAAACGAAAUGUGAUCAAGCUAAGAGAUUGGAUCCCUCUAAAAGUAUGCAGCACCUCCUCUAAUGACCUUUUGGUUAUCAUGCUAAAUGAUGAUUAUUAUGAAACAAAAGUCGUUCGUUAUUGUGGAUUCACAAAGAGACAGACAAUUCAGUACAAUGAAAAGGGCCAGCCUCUCUAUUCAUCCAGCUCUCUCUUCAUGUACACAAAAUACAUUGUUGAAAAUAAAAACCAAGAUAUAUGUGUAGCUGACAAUGGAGCUCGUUCAGUGGUAGUAGUAAAUAAGGCCGGAAAACUCAGAUUUACUUAUACAGGGUUUUCUUCUACUUUAAACAAAUUAUUUGAUCCAGUCGGCAUCACAUCAGACAGCCAGGGGCGGAUCUUGAUAUCAGACUGGUACAAUUGCAUUGUUCACAUCCUAGAUCAGAAUGGACAGUUUCUCCGCUACAUUAACAAUUGUGAUUUACUAUAUCCACACAGCAUCUGUGUAGACUCUAGAGACAACCUCUUGGUGGCUGAAUAUGGAACAGGUAUAAUGAAGAAGAUCCGAUAUUAUAAGUGAACGGACUUCAACUUAUAAAUAAACGGACUUCAUCUCAGAUUUCAAAGAUAUCAAAAAAUCUUAUAUAUCAUGCAUCUGUUUUGUGUGUGUGUGUGUGUGUUGUUGUUUUUUUUUUUACAUUUUUAAUAGAUGUUUUCAAUGUUGGUUUACUACUAUAUGUAAAGUUCAACUCAAAUCCACCACAGUCAGUUGUUUCACAUCUGUAAUUCCCACGUCUU
Molecule: messenger RNA, 2402 nt
Organism: Magallana angulata
Lineage: Eukaryota; Metazoa; Mollusca; Bivalvia; Ostreida; Ostreidae
Exons: 2
Coding region: 997-2184 (395 amino acids)
Biological process (GO): proteasome-mediated ubiquitin-dependent protein catabolic process; protein polyubiquitination
Molecular function (GO): ubiquitin protein ligase activity
Source: RefSeq, a predicted model, not a curated record